Molecule: messenger RNA, 2865 nt
Organism: Kwoniella shivajii
Lineage: Eukaryota; Fungi; Basidiomycota; Tremellomycetes; Tremellales; Cryptococcaceae
Exons: 12
Coding region: 1-2865 (954 amino acids)
Biological process (GO): intracellular signal transduction; protein phosphorylation
Cellular component (GO): cytoplasm; nucleus
Molecular function (GO): MAP kinase activity; ATP binding
Source: RefSeq, a predicted model, not a curated record
AUGUCAUCACCACUCACACCACCUUUCGCACCUCUAAUUCCCAGAUCACAACCUCCACGACCCACUCCAGCAUCCCACUCCCAUUCAUCGCCUGUGAUCUCUUCUCAUGCCCAUAGGAGAGAUAACAUAAACAGACCUCCAUCAGCUCCUUUAUUCUCCUCUGACAACUCUGCUCCAGGAUUGACAGGUGCAGCUCAAAGUAGCACUAAUACGAGUACAAAUUCAAGUCAUAAUCAAUAUUUGAUAACACCUUCAACAUCAAAUAUAAAUACUGGUUUGACUCUAGGACCGCCAAUUGGUUUGUCUGGAAAUACGAAAAAUCCCAUUGGUAUAAUAAACAGUGCUGCUUCUACUUCUACUGGGUUUGGCAGUGGGAGUGCAAGUGCAAGUGGUAGUGGUGGUGGAGGAGGAGGGGGAAUGGGAGGAGAUAAAAGUGGUUUGAGUAAACAAGGAUUAACAGCAAGUUCAUCAACAUCCGUUUCAGGUUUAUUAUCUACUUCCUCGGGAGUAAUAAGUACACCUCAACAUCAACUCCACAAUCACAAUCACAAUCAUAAUCAAGGACAAAGUUCAAACACAAAUACAAAUGCAACGACAAGUACAAGCACUAGUGUGAACCAGACCCCUCAGACUGGCGCCAGUAAAAUGGCAGCUGCAGCUAAAAGAGGUUUAGACGGUUCUGGUCUACCUAAUUCGUCUUCUGCAGCUGCAAAUGCAGGAGGUAUAGCGGCAGGAACGAAUUUGAAUGAACAGCAAGAAGAAGGUCAUCCGUUAUCAGAGAAAUCAUUGAGAGAUAGGGACUAUCAAACUAUUCAUACACUAAAUCGACUGUUUCACCUACCAUCACGUUGGAAACUCAUAAGACCAUUAGGUCAAGGUGCAUAUGGUUUAGUGAUAAACGUACAAGAUAGUUAUUCAGGUGAACCGGUAGCUGUCAAGUGUAUAACAAGGGUAUUCGACAAAGUCAUACUAGCUAGAAGAGCUUUAAGGGAAAUAACUCUGUUAAGACAUUUUGGUGGACAUGAGAAUUUGACUGGACUAAUCGAUUUGGAUAGCGUCUGGGAAGGCUACAAUGAGAUUUACUUAUAUAUGGAGCCUAUGGAAGCGGAUUUACAUCAGAUAGUAAGAUCAGGUCAACCAUUAAGUAACAGUCAUAUCCAAUAUUUCUUAUAUCAGAUACUACGCGGGAUGAAAUACAUCCACACUGCAAAUGUGAUACAUCGUGAUUUAAAACCUGGAAAUUUAUUAGUAAACUCAGAUUGUGAAUUGAAAAUAUGUGAUUUCGGUUUGGCAAGAGGUUUUAAACCUUUUACAGGGGAAGAUGAUCAAAAUGGGGAAUUGAAAUUGACUGAAUACGUCGCUACAAGGUGGUACAGAGCUCCGGAAAUCAUGCUUUCGAAUCGACGAUAUACUACAGCCAUCGACGUUUGGUCAAUUGGUUGUAUAUUGGCGGAACUGCUCGGCUUGAAACCUAUCUUCAAGGGGAAGGACUAUGUCGACCAAUUAAAUCUUAUACUGGGAGUGCUGGGAACUCCUAAUGACGAAACGUUGGCUCGAGUUAGUAGCGAGAAAGCGUUGGCCUAUAUCAAAACACUACCUCACUCUCCCACAGUUCAAUUCUCUGAGCUUUUCCCUGAGGCUGACCCCGAUGCUCUUGAUCUUCUGUCCGAGCUACUAGCUUUCGACCCCUCACAGCGUAUAGACGUGAUUGAAGCAUUGUCACAUCCGUAUCUCGCCACAUAUCACGAUGAAACUGAUGAACCUGCAUGUCCUGAACUCUUCUCCAAAUGGGAACAAGUUGAGUCGUUGACUACAAUAGAAGAAUUGAAAGAAGCGAUUUCAAGAGAGAUUGAAGAGUUCAGGCAGGAAGUCCGAACCAUGGAUGAUGACGACGAAGAAUAUUACGAUGAGAUGGGUGAAGGUGAUGAAACUUGGCGCGUGGAUGGACUGGACGAAGGAGAGCAAGUUAAUAAUCAAGGUUCUUCUAUAACUGAUACACCUUUGAUAAUACAAGAGGGAGAAGCCUUACCCGUUCCUGAUCAAAACGCUGGACCAUCAUCUGCAUCGAAAGAUAUAUCGCCAAAAGCCAACUUUACCCCAUUAAUCUCGUCAUCUCCAUUAGCUAAGAGACAAUCUAUCAUCGCUGCUGCCGAAGCUGCUGCUGGUGGUGGUGGUGGUAAGAGCGCAUCAGUAUCACCAGAGAGGAGGAAGUCUUCUUCUACCUCAGGAAUAAUUCAUCAAAUCCCAAAUGGAUCAGGGUACCGAUCAUUACCACGAACAAGGGACCAUUCACCUUCAACACCUGCGACUGCGUUAUCAGAAGAAUCAUUCGGUAAUCCAUUCUCUGCGUCUGGAAGUGGGAGGGCAUCAAGGAGACAAUCUGGACAUUCAACGUCAUUCAGUAUGUCAUCAGGUGGAACAGGUGGUAAUAGACGACCAAACAGUUUCUUGUUUAAUCCAUUCGGUCAAGGCAUGACGCCAAUGACUCAUACAAACCAACUUCCACUUCCUGCCACUUCCGCUGAAAAUGCCCCUGCCCCCGGCCCCACUUCAGCAACAGCAACAGCAACAGCAACGACAGCGCAUGACGGUGGAAUAGGAACGAGAGAAAGAGGUGGUAGUGGAUAUUGGUCAGGUAGAAGAUCUAGAGCACCUUCUCAAUCCGGCAGUAUGGGUUUAUUGAUCAGACAAUUAAGUGUGGUUGACUUUGAAAGUAAAUUCCCCAAUCAUAAUCAUAAUGAAGGCGAUAACGAGGAAAAAGGGGGCAUUCAUAAGGGAGAAUUAGAUCAAGAUGAAGUUCCUCCAAUGACCGUUAGUCCAAGUGAUGCACCUCCAAGCGAAGUACCGAAGAAUUUCUCUAAAUGA